Molecule: messenger RNA, 3030 nt
Organism: Lachancea nothofagi CBS 11611
Lineage: Eukaryota; Fungi; Ascomycota; Saccharomycetes; Saccharomycetales; Saccharomycetaceae
Source: the annotation of a GenBank genome assembly
AUGAGCUCGACCUCUACUUCAGCUCCAGUUGGCGCGUCCACAUCUUUGCCUGGUGUGCAGAAUGGCCAGAAACACGGAUCACCUCGAACGGGUAAUGGUCACGUGCAGAACAUCGUCAGAAGCAAUAGACAGCAUUCUCAGGGACCCACUCCUAUACAUCAAAGCCAUCAUCAAGGAUAUCAACAGCCACCCCAGACGCCGUUUGAUCUUUCCUAUGGUGCAUCCUUGCUUCCGUCGCAUUUACUGAUGACCUCUCCGUUCAUAACGACACCAAACUCUAGUGUACCUCAACGCAUUCAUGGACAUUAUGGAUACCACGGCCAUCAUGGACACCAUCAGCAACCGCACGGGCCGUACGGCUCAUUUGCAAGUCCUUAUGGCUCGUCGCUGCCUCUACGGAUGCCUCCUGUAAAUGAAAAACGCAGAUUUCGCAAUAGUAAUAGCUAUCGGCGUGACGACGGUGUACGUCAAAUUGCAUACGAGAUUGUGUUUCGAAUUUUGCCUCGUACUGUUACUGAUGAUGAGUCUCGCACUCGAUCACUACUGUUUUCAAAUUUGUCCCAAGAGCUGCAUUUGCACGAGUUCCUAGGGAAAUUCGACAGAUGUGAUAGGAUUGAGAGUGUCUAUCGUGUAGAUGUUGAGCAGCAGUCUAUCUUGGUAAGUUUUCUGACCCAAGAAACGUGUUUGGACUUUUACAAUGGAGUUUUACAAAAACUCUCGGAAUUCAAGAAAGAAUUGAAAUCCCCAGAGCUCACGCUGAAUUUUGUGCAUUUGGAAGACAUCAACUCAGGGCCAGCUUCACAAGACGUAAAAACCGAGGUUCUGCGCAUGGGCGCCUCGAGAUCCGUGGCUCUGGAAUUUAGCUCAGAGAUCAGCUCGCAAGUACUCUUUGAAAUGUUUCCAUUUUUCAACAACACUGGCCCUCGCUAUGUUGUUGAAUGCAUCGAAUUUGUUAAUACGGAUCGAAUCUCAAAGAAUUUUGGCUCUCACUAUGCCGUCGUCCACUUCAUUAGCAUCGCGAUGGCCAUCGAGACCAUGGAGUACCUGAGAGCUCACCACCAAACCCUCCCGGAUUUGCAAAAAUUUUACUACGUUAAUAUCACUUCUACUUCUGGUAAGUCAGACGUCCGCAUGCUGUCCAGUUUUCAAACUACCAAAGACAUAACCCCACAGACAUCCAAUCCUCCGUUGGCAGUCACAGACGAAAUUAAGUCUCUUGGUUCUAAGCUUCAACAAGCUACUUUGCAAGCACAAACCAUAACAAUCGGACCAGAAAAAUACGGCUCGCCUACACUGGAGAGUUAUGACGAACAUUUACCUCAUAUAACUGCAUCCAAGCCCCUCGGCAUGAAUUCUUCCAUGAAUGGCUCUUCGGCAAGUCUUACGUCUCCAUCCCCACAAGAGGUAAUGAUCAAUGAUUUUGAGGAUUCUUCCUCGCGCAGCAGUGCAGUUUCGCUAGGUCCACCGGGUACUCCAGGACCAGGCUUUAAUCUACCAGGUUAUCCGUACUACAUGGAUAUGUCAAAUCCUUUGGGACAUACUUUGCAGCAACAAUUUAAUACAGCUGCACAAGUCGCAACAACUAUGGGCGGUGGCUUGGGCAACAGGACAGUUUACAUUGGCAAUAUUAAUCAGCGGUCCAAGGCAGAAGAUAUCUGUAACGUAGUUCGUGGUGGGUUGCUUCAAAGUGUGAAAUUUAUUGCACCAAAACAAAUUUGUUUUGUAACAUUUAUUGAAGCUGCUGCUGCAGUUCAGUUUUUUGCCAACUCUUCUAUUGAGCCGAUUGUUUUACAUGGUAACGUACUGAAAGUUGGCUGGGGACACCACUCGGGUGAUCUGCCUCAAUCAAUUUCUUUGGCUGUCACCAUUGGUGCCAGUAGAAACGUCUAUGUUAGUUUGCCUGAGCACGCUUUUAAGGACAAAUUCGUCAACGACCCGGAAUUUGAAAGUCUCCAAGAGAAGUACAAGCUACCAAAUAAAGAAGCCUUGUUAAAAGAUUUCAGAACUUAUGGCGACAUUGAACAAAUCAAUUUUCUCCAGGAUGGUCAUUGUUGCUGGAUCAAUUUUAUGAAUAUUUCCAAUGCAAUCAAACUUGUGGAAGAUGCCAAUAACAAUAGGAAUGGCGAGGUUUUUCACGAAAAUUUCGAAAAUAGGUACCGAGGGCUAAUAAUAGGCUACGGUAAAGACCGUUGUGGCAAUGUGAACAAGAAUUUAGUUGCAAACAAAAACUCAAAGCACUAUAAAAAGGUGAAAAAGACGAGUUACAAAAUUAGAAUGCAUCAACAACAGAACAAUGACGUCGAUGACUCUGAUGCAAAUGGCACCCGUACAGAUCCUGGGAAGACGAUACAAGCAGGCGCAUUUGGUAUAAGUGUUGGAAGCAAACUUCCUGUCAGAGAUUUAGAUGAAGAGGAAAAACUAGAAGAAACGGAGCUUCUGCGAUUGAGCCACCGCGUCAAUAAUGCAGAUGGAGGUUUGGGUAUUUCCCUACCUGAAGGUGAAGCAAAUCCAAAAGGUAAAGAUGACGACUGUGCGUCAACCGAUUCUUCGGAGGUUGACAUCAUUGUGUCUGAUCCAAACUCUGCAAAUCAUUCACAACUAGAGGAUAGUGACGAGCAACGCAAGAAGAAACUUGAAGAAAAGAAGAGCAAAGGAAAGGCUAAGGCUGUUGAUACUCUUUAUGCUUUUAAUGGGUUUUCGCCAAUGGUUUCGAGCACAUCGCUGGACGCUGUACCACCUUUGGCACCCUCGACUGUCAUCCGCCACUUCCAUGCUGCUGCAAAGAAUGGGAGAAAGAACGAAGCUUCCAGUAGAGACCAGUCGAGUGAUGGAAAAUCCAGAAGUUCGCAGUCGCAAAAUCCGUCGAGACGCCGCAAGUCUAAAGCAAUUCCCGGUUCUGAUGUGAUGGCUCAGUAUUUGGCGCAAUUGCAACACUCCACAUUUAUGUACGCUGCUAAUAUUCUGGGUGUGGAUGACGGAGAUGCGCCAGUAUACUAUGACGAGAACGGCGUAGCUGAACCUCUCACCUAA